Molecule: messenger RNA, 2000 nt
Organism: Lampris incognitus (smalleye Pacific opah)
Lineage: Eukaryota; Metazoa; Chordata; Actinopteri; Lampriformes; Lampridae
Gene: pym1
Product: PYM homolog 1, exon junction complex associated factor
Exons: 3
Coding region: 237-863 (208 amino acids)
Biological process (GO): exon-exon junction complex disassembly
Cellular component (GO): cytoplasm; exon-exon junction complex
Molecular function (GO): RNA binding
Source: RefSeq, a predicted model, not a curated record
GUCGGCGAGCGGAGUUCCGCCUCGCUCGCGCGAGUUCGUAACUCGCGGCUGUUUCUGUACUUCGCGGCGACGUCCGGCCUCUUGGAGAGGUCACGAACAUCGGCGUCCGGAGGGGGAACUCGGGACUUUCGGGAAAACCUAAAGGGAGCGACCGUCGCUGACUUGCGGGGUGUUUAGGGGGGGGGAGCAGAGACGAGGACCGGGCUGCGAGGGGGAAAAAGCACGUUUACUCCAAAAUGGCAACCCCCUAUGUAACGGAUGAGUCUGGGAAAUAUAUUGCGGCCACGCAGCGACCUGAUGGGACCUGGAGGAAGCCGCGGCGGGUCAAGGAUGGUUAUGUCCCGCAGGAAGAAGUCCCCGUGUAUGAAAACAAGUUUGUGAAGUUUUUCAAAAGCAAGCCGGACCUCCCCCCCGGCAUGAACCCGGCCGACGCGGCACAGCCAAAGCAACAGCAGAAGAUCCCCGGCUGUGCGGACAACGAGAUGGCGGGACUCUCCAAGACGGCCAAGCGCAACCUGAAGCGUAAAGAAAAACGGAAGCAGCAGCAGCAGGGCCAGGAUGGCGACGCGGACGUGGACUCGGCGAGAGACGCCGUUGAGAACUUGUCGGUGUCGGAGGGCGGCGAGUCUUCGGACAAUACGGCGGCACCCGUCGACACCGCGGUUCCGGACGAGCCCGUGGCGGCGGCGUCCGAAAGGGCCAAGAAGAUCAAAAACCUCAGAAAGAAGCUGCGACACGUGGAGGAGCUGCAGCAAAAGAUGGACUCUGGAGAAAUCCAGCAGCUGACGAAGGAUCAGCUGGAUAAGCUUGGCCGGGCCGAGGCGUUGCAGGAGGAGUUACAGAAGCUGGAGGGCGAGUCUUGAAACCGGCCCGCUCCGAAGGCGGCUGACCAACUGGACAAAAUGAAGUAUUGAAAAGGCCAGAGACCUUUUGCAGCUUUGAGAACUUUUACUUCCCCUUGACUAUAUUUCUGCUGAUUGCUGUUCAACACAAACUGUGGCUUCGGGAGCGAACGCGGUCCCGGCGCGUCUCAAGGCGACGUUGACGGGAUAUGUACGUAGCUGGCGCGACAUCUCCAGAGCUGACAAACUGUCCUGUCUGUUCUCUCGGUCACAAAAUGUGUAAAUAUUUUAAGAACCCCGCUCACUUGUAUUGGUGUUAGACCGCGCCUUCACAAUUGUGUUAAACUGAAAAGCUGUGCAUGUAUUUUAUUUCUUUUUUCUCUUUUUUCCACAGCCUUUUGUCUUGUCAGAUAUUAGCUAGACGUAGAAGCGGCGAGCACAGAGACCCUCCGUCAUCGACCUGUGUGGUUUCGAAAUCAUUCGUCGAUGGCUGGACGGGUCUAUUGAAUGCACACUAAUGCCGAGGCGUCCUCCUACUCGGUUGUAUCGCUUAAAGGUCCAUGCUACUGAAAAGUAUUAUCUCCCAUGUGUCAGUGUGUUUAACAUGUACUCUCGCUCAGCACCACGAGGAGGACUCCCCCCCCCCCCACCCCCCGUGGUGGUUAAUUGGUCUCGAAACCCGCGUGCGCACAGAACAGUACUCGCGAGCGGAAAAGCGUCCUCGUGCGUGCGCAGAGCAAGACGCUCGAUCCUCAGGUUGACGUCUGAGACUCCUUUGAUUGGCCUCUAUGAAUACCGGCCAUGACCUUCGACCGGCUGUUGGGUUUGAUCGCCGACACGGUCGAAGAACAACCAUUUUCGUGAGGCCGUCAUGACGGAGCAAGCGAGUCUGACACUAAGUUCACAUCUUUCAGAGGUCACAUUUUAAUGUUGGAAGGGAUUGAAACGGACGAUCCGCCGUGGCGACCCCUAGCGGGAGCAGCCGUCAAUAGCGGUGGUAGGAAUAGCAGUAGUAUUAUACACUGGAGGCCCUCGCUGAUGCGACCCGCAUCUGAUUGGGCGGUACGGUGGCCCAGUGGUUAGCGCUGUCGCCUCACAGCAGGAAGGUCCUGGGUUCGAACCCCGGGGUUGUCCAACCUUGGGGGGGGGGGGUGGUCA